UCCACGCACGACCAUAACAUCUCAUCAAGGCUGUAUAGAGGAUCAAGAAGAGGCAUCACUCUGUUCCUCAAAGGACAUAAAGGAGGCAGCUGUACACCAGUACCAGGAGCUGACAGAUAUCUCCAAACAUGUGUUCCAGAUUUGAAAUGCUUCGCAGUACCCUUAUUUUUCUGGUGAUCCUGCAAGGGGCAGCAAUGGUGCUGAUCUAUGGCUGGUACCUACAGGUAUAUCGCAAACCUGUCAACGAUCCCGCUCCCAAAGUCCACGUUCUGCUGCUUUCAUCAUUUCGAUCAGGUUCAUCCUUCAUGGGCCAGGUGUUCAAUCACAACCCAUCUGUCUUCUAUCUUUAUGAACCCUCUCGCCAUGUGUGGUCCACUCUGCAGAAAUAUGGUGCACGGACUCUCCGAAUGGCUAUGAGGGAUCAAAUACGGAGUUUAUUCCAUUGUGACUUCUCAGUGAUGGAUUCAUACUUGCCGCAGAACCCCAGGGUAUCCUCCUUGUUUGCAUGGAGUCAAAGUCGAGCACUGUGCUCACCACCAGUUUGUCCUAUCACACUACGCGACCAGUUUAAUGAAACUCAGUGCAAAAUGAAUUGUAACAUUGAAGGCCUGCAGAAGGCGCAGGAGGCCUGUGACAUGUAUAAUCAUGUGGUGUUAAAAAUAGUACGAGUUUAUGAGUUGGAAUCACUUUACCCUCUUUUAGAGGACCCAAACCUGGAUCUCCGUAUCGUCCAUCUGGUCCGAGACCCACGGGGCCUGCUGCUUUCUAGAGAGAGGUCAGCUGGAGCUUUCGUGAUGGAUGACAAUAUUCUCUUGGAGCACAGAAGAGUACCACCAGAAGAAAUUCAGUAUCGGGUCAUGCAGGAGAUGUGCCGUAGCCAUGUGCGCAUUAAUCAGAGAGCCGUGCUGAAUCCUCCUCCGUUUCUAAAAGGACGCUACAAAUUGGUUCGCUUUGAGGAUGUAGCAUGCAACGCAUUCAAGGAGAUAAAUGGCAUUUUUGAGUUUGUAGGUUUGGAGAUGACCCCCCAACUGGAGGAAUGGCUCUACACUGCAACCCACGGAAAGGGCAGAGGCAACAAGAAAGAAGCUUUUCAAACUUCCUCUCGAAAUGCUACACUGGUGGCCGAGGCUUGGCGCACCUUGUUGCCCUACAGCAAGGUCAAACGUCUUCAGGAAGUGUGUAAAGGGGCCAUGUCACUGCUGGGUUACAAGACAGUUAACAAUGAAACAGAACAGAAGACACUUGACAUGGAUCUGCUGACUCCAUGAGAACCCCUUCAGUUUACAUGGGUGUCAAACAAACAGAAUUCAACUAACAUUUAAAGUGUUUCCCCUAGGAUUAUGUUAGACAGCCUCUUUGAUUUUGCAGAUGUGAUAUUAGUUUUUCUCAGUUGCUAACACACUAAUUCCUGUCGUGUAGAUCAAUUGAUACUAUACUAAAUCUUGUCCUAGUAAAAUACUAUUUGCUGAUCUGAGUCAUUCCUUCUGCUAAACACUUAACAUAUUAUCAUGCAAUAAAAAACAAUUGACACUA
Cololabis saira (Pacific saury) is the source of this 1533-nucleotide messenger RNA. RefSeq names its product carbohydrate sulfotransferase 6-like. The transcript has 2 exons. Gene Ontology annotation, molecular function: N-acetylglucosamine 6-O-sulfotransferase activity. NCBI's taxonomy places the organism in Eukaryota, Metazoa, Chordata, Actinopteri, Beloniformes, Belonidae. The record is from RefSeq and is a predicted model, not a curated record. The coding region runs from base 129 to 1268 and encodes 379 amino acids. Gene Ontology annotation, biological process: N-acetylglucosamine metabolic process; sulfur compound metabolic process.